Drosophila mojavensis is the source of this 811-nucleotide messenger RNA. RefSeq names its product protein Mabiki. The record is from RefSeq and is a predicted model, not a curated record. Bases 74 to 721 code for a protein of 215 amino acids. NCBI's taxonomy places the organism in Eukaryota, Metazoa, Arthropoda, Insecta, Diptera, Drosophilidae. The transcript has a single exon.
CAUCGGUCCAGGACAACAGUCAGCGAGACGACGACAAACCAAUCACACAUCAUCAUCAUUAUCAUCUUGAGAAAUGGCUCUGACAAUGCAAGGCAACAAUCCGCUUAGCUAUCGCCACAAGAAGUUCGAUCUGCGGCGUCCACGUAACGACGAGCUGGAGCUGCAAAUCAAGGAGGAGCUGCUGGCACGCCUCGAUACAGCGGGCUGCAACAGCGGCUCCGAUGGGGAGGAGGACACAAGCAGCCAGUGCUCCAGCUUGAUGUCCCUGCCCAAGCGUCGUCGGCUCAACAGCACCGUAUACGAUGGCUCGAACGGCUCGGAAUCUGCAUCAUCCUCGCACUCGCUGCCGCCCUCCAUCAGUCCGGAGGCGCUGCGAGAUAUUUGCAAAUACCACGGCAAUAUGGUGCGAAAGUUUCCGAAGAAAGAGCGUUCGCCCAAGGAUCAGGAUCGACGCAAUAAGAACACCAUCGCCUGUCGCAUGAGUCGGCGCGUCAAGAAACUCGAACACCUGGCCAUCGAGGAGCAGUACAAAGAGUUCACGCUGCAGCACCUGAAGAUUGUUGAGCAGAGUAUGCGUGCCACGGCCUACUUCAAUCAUCUCAAUCAUCUGGUCAAGCAUGAGCAAUCCACAAUGAGCUCUGCCCCGGCGCCAGUUCCAGUGCAAGUGAAGAACUUUAGCAUCGACUAUUUGAUCAACGGCAUUAAAGGCGAACAGUGUUAGAAAACACUCGUUCAAUCACUGUGUGAUGUAAUGCCAAUGCCACCCCCUUAAGCUUUACUAACUAUUAUUUAGUAUAUAAUCUAUUCAUAU